AUGCCAGCAGCUCGUGAACGUACCGUUGCACCUGGUGAGGAAGAGGCUGGAGCGGAGUUGAUCCUUGGCGAGUUCCAAGGCGUUCCAACCCUUUCGGUUUCUGAGGCCAAAAUGGUCAUCGACACACUUGUCACCCGCCGUAAGAAUCGCGAUCCAAAUGGAUUCCGAGAGACCGAGACCCUCAGUAAAAUGCAAGAGUACAUGGACACCUUCAGCCGAUUCAAGGACAAAGAAGCAUUGAUCGAAGCAGCUGGAUGGCUGGAAGACUACUCUGCAAAACUGGACUCGUUCGAGCGAUCACAACUUCUCACCCUCACCUGCGAAGGCGUCGACGAAGCGAAAACAUUAAUACCGAGUCUCGUGGGCAAGAUUUCGGACGAGGAACUCGAGGGCAUCAUCAAGGAGAUCCACAAAUACCGAGACUUCUCUGGUUGA
Messenger RNA from Eremomyces bilateralis CBS 781.70, 435 nucleotides. Its product is annotated as RNA polymerase Rpb4. Gene Ontology annotation, biological process: nuclear-transcribed mRNA catabolic process, deadenylation-dependent decay; transcription initiation at RNA polymerase II promoter; positive regulation of translational initiation. The transcript is spliced from 2 exons. The record is from RefSeq and is a predicted model, not a curated record. Gene Ontology annotation, molecular function: translation initiation factor binding; nucleotide binding. NCBI's taxonomy places the organism in Eukaryota, Fungi, Ascomycota, Dothideomycetes, Eremomycetales, Eremomycetaceae. The coding region runs from base 1 to 435 and encodes 144 amino acids. Gene Ontology annotation, cellular component: RNA polymerase II, core complex; P-body.